Messenger RNA from Nanorana parkeri, 1314 nucleotides. RefSeq names its product vomeronasal type-2 receptor 26-like. Gene Ontology annotation, molecular function: G protein-coupled receptor activity. The transcript is spliced from 4 exons. The record is from RefSeq and is a predicted model, not a curated record. Gene Ontology annotation, cellular component: membrane. Gene Ontology annotation, biological process: G protein-coupled receptor signaling pathway. Lineage: Eukaryota; Metazoa; Chordata; Amphibia; Anura; Dicroglossidae. Bases 1 to 1314 code for a protein of 437 amino acids.
AUGGGGAAGAGCAGCAAGAAAAAGCCCAAGGAGCUGGAGGCACAUAUUCAGAUGGCGCUGCUUCAUUAUGUUAAAAAAGUAAAUUUCAAAAAUACUGCAGGCGAACAAAUAUUCUUUGAUAAGAAUGGAGAUAUCCCUAUUUCCCUAGAUAUUCUUAAUUGGCAGCUUUAUCCCAACGGUAGCAAUCAGUAUAUCCAUAUUGGCAGAUUUGAUGGAGGUGCUCCAGAAGGCAGUAAACUGCAAACUGAUGAAAGCAAAAUUAUGUGGAAUGGACACAAUCAUCCCCCUAUUUCUGUCUGCAGUAAUCCAUGCCCAAAAGGAUUUAGAAGAGCCAAUCGUCAAGGACAAAAGAUCUGUUGUUUUGAUUGUGUUCCAUGCUCUGAAGGAGAAAUCCUCAAUCCGAAUGAUACUACUGAAUGUCUCAAGUGUCCAGAAGAUCAAUGGCCAAAUACAUUGAAAGAAAAAUGUGUUCCAAAACCCAUCCAAUUUCUAGCUUAUGAUGAGAUACUCGGCUCUUCCCUAGCCUCUAUCUCAAUUAUAUGUUGUCUUCUUACCUUUUCUGUACUUUGCCUAUUUCUCGUUAAGCACAAAACACCCAUUGUUAAAGCCAACAAUCGGGAGCUCAGUUAUCUUCUUCUUGUUUCCCUUAUGUUUUGCUUUUUAUGCUCUUUAGUAUUCAUUGGGCGCCCCAGCAUGUUGACCUGCAUGUUACGCCAAAUAGUUUUUGGCAUAAUUUUCUCAAUUUGUCUUUCUAUAAUACUAGCGAAGACUAUCAAUGUCAUCAUGUUGUUCAGAGCAACAAAUCCAGCAAACACUAAAAUGAGAAAGCUAUUGAGACUGAGAAUUCCAAUAUACAUUAUUCCUUGCUGUUCUUUGAUCCAGAUUGUAAUUUGCCUAAUAUGGCUAAGUAGUUCUGCUCCCUUUGACGAAUUUAACAUGAUUGCAGAGAUUGGAACAAUCAUUAUAGAAUGCAAUGAAGGAUCUAAAAUAUUGUUUUCAUGUGUUUUGGGAUAUAUGGGACUCUUAGCUUUCAUUAGCCUCAUUGUUGCCUUCCUGGCCAGGAAUCUCCCUGACACCUUUAAUGAAACUAAGUUUAUCACAUUUAGUAUGCUAGUGUUUGCUAGUGUUUGGAUUACAUUUAUACCUGCUUAUCUUAGCACCAAAGGAAAAUACAUGGUGGCAGUUGAAAUUUUUGCCAUCAUAUCUUCCUCUGCAGGAAUUCUUGUUUGUAUCUUCUUUCCUAAAUGUUACAUUAUUUUAUUGCAACCAGAAAUGAAUGAUAAAAAAUAUAUAACAGGGAGUAGACGUACAUGA